UGGACCCUUCCACCCAGCUGGGAGGGUGUGGCUCUAGUCCCCUGGGACCCAAUUCCAGCACACAGGGACAGGAGGGGGCAAUGUCAGGUCUCCAGGAUCCAAUUCUGGUGCGUGAGGGAUGGGAGGGGCUGGUAACAGGGUCCUGUCCAGCUUACUGAUGGGCCCUGUACCACUCAUCUGGCCCGCAGGGCUGAAAGAUGGAGCACUCCUGAUGUAGACCAUGUUGUCACCCUUAUGUGUACUUCCCCCUUAGAUUUCUGCAAGCUAGAUGGGAUGCGGCUGCUCGCCCAUCAGUACCUGGAGCACCUGGACCCGGAGUUGCGGUGGCGUGCUGCCCACUUGGUGGGCACCUGCAGCCAGAAUGUGCCUACAGUGCAGGAGCAGGCCCUGGCACUGGGCUGCAUGCGGAAGCUGCUGCGCCUGUUGGACCAUGAUCCUGGCGAGAUGGUGCGCAUCAAGGCACUCUUUGCCAUCUCCUGCUUGGUGCGUGCCCAGGAGGCCGGGCUACUACAGUUCCUGAGGCUGGAUGGCUUCUCUGUGCUAAUGCGGGCAAUGCAGAGCCCUGUGCAGAAGCUUAAGGUGAAAUCGGCCUUCCUCCUACAGAACCUGCUCCUGGAUCACCCCGAGCACAAAGAGACCCUGUGCUCCAUGGGGAUGGUUCAGCAGCUAGUGGCCCUGAUCCACUCUGAGCACAGCUCCUUCCAUGAGCACGUCUUGGGUGCCCUCUGCAGCUUGGUGACAGACUUCCCUCAGGGUGUGCGGGAGUGCCGGGAGCCCCAGCUGGGGCUAGAGGAGCUGCUGCGGGCGCGCUGCCAGCUGCUGCAGGAUCAGGAGGAGUUUCAGGAGGAGCUGGAGUUCUGCGAGCGGCUGCUACGAAUCUGCUUCCAGACCCCACCCGAGGAGAGCAGCAUGGAUCGGUGACAUCCCCCUCCCCCCAGCCCAGCAGGGGAGCUCCCUACCAUCCCAGCAUGCAGCCCCCAGCUCCUGCCCCUUCAUGGCAGCAUGAGACACCAGAACUGCCAAGGGGCCAGGCUGGGCCAGAGCUGUCUGCUGGGGUGGGUGGGGCUUAUUACCCUAAUGAGGGGGUGGCACCUGGCACAUGGUCCCCUCCACACAAAUCUACUGCUUCC
This is a messenger RNA of Gavialis gangeticus (Gharial), 1130 nucleotides long. It is a transcript of the gene HSPBP1, whose product is annotated as HSPA (Hsp70) binding protein 1. NCBI's taxonomy places the organism in Eukaryota, Metazoa, Chordata, Crocodylia, Gavialidae. The transcript has 5 exons. The record is from RefSeq and is a predicted model, not a curated record. Gene Ontology annotation, molecular function: protein binding. The coding region runs from base 235 to 921 and encodes 228 amino acids.